Molecule: messenger RNA, 300 nt
Organism: Aspergillus tubingensis
Lineage: Eukaryota; Fungi; Ascomycota; Eurotiomycetes; Eurotiales; Aspergillaceae
Exons: 1
Coding region: 1-300 (99 amino acids)
Source: RefSeq, a predicted model, not a curated record
AUGGGCGGUACCAGCUUUUCCAAAGGCGUUGGUGUCUCUGCAGUCAGGAUCAGCACUGCCGAGACCCAGAGAGCGUAUCUGGGCACUGAGGUCGAUUGGACCGUGUGCACGGCCCAGUUGAAAGGCGUCGAGGUGGCCCUGUUCCUCUCUCUUCCGGGAGGCACCCUGCUGAGCUGCAGCCCUGGCAGACAAACACAACUUUCGACCGAGAGCGAGGUUGCAGAAUUUUACGGCCAAGCGGACUGCGGGAUGCGGGAACAGCCCGGGACAACAGAUACUCCGGCUGGUUUCAGCUGCUAA